CUUUAUCCUUCCAAUCGAUCCUUCCUUUGUACAGAGACUGAGUCCUGUAUCUUCAACAAACCUAGAACCAAACCAUUCCUUACCGUUUGCACAAACACAAACACCUUCAAUUCGACUUAAGAUUAUCGCAACCUAACCUUUCGCACAUCGCACCCGUCACCCGGAACUCACAUAACGCACAAGCCAAUUUAAGGCCAAUACAAACCUACGAUCAGCAACAUCGUCAUGUCUUCGACUACGAUGUCUCUUGCUCGCGCAUUCACUCGACGAGGCAAGCGAAGCGUCGACAACACACUGCAAACUCCCCAGCGUGGUACAAGUGUCAGAUAUGCACAGGGAACAAUCAAUCGCAAUUUGAUCUCGCUCCCAACCGAGUUGAUCUCCACUACCAAUGUUCAAGCAUUGACUGCACCAGACAUCCGAAGCGUCUCAGGUUCUUCGUCGGCCUCGAUCAUCUCUAGUGGUAACGAGUCUGAUUUCUCCACCAUCGAUCGAAGCUUCCUCAACAACUCUGGUAGCGACGCUUCGUCCAUUGACAGUAGUGGUCCGGCAACCCCCAUCACACCUGCCGACAAUGGCAACGCCUUCUUCAACGCGAAGGAGCCCAUUUCAGCGGUGCCCGCCCUUGCUUCUCCUGCAUUCGAGACACCGGCCAUUCCUCAACGUGCUCCAUCUCACUCCAAGAAGGCUCACGUCGAAUUGUCACGAAAGCGAUCGAUUCAACGGAUGUCACCUCCACCAACAACACUCAACAAGCCCGUCGUUCGACGCAGUGCCGAUAUCUUUGGUGGCUCUGCUGACCCCAACCAUCCCUUCGGGAGAGAGCUGGCUCAGGUCAAUGAGGUGGCAGAAGAAUUCGGCGCAACGGCGAGACUGCUGGAAGAAGAAGAGCAGGAGAUCCUGAGCAAGGGCUAUCGCAAGUUUGGCGUGGAAGAAUAUCUGGACGAGAUUGCCGGCUUGUACGGUGGUAUCUUUGAGGAUCAACUCGGAUCGAUUGCAAAGCCGUGGAUCUGAACAAGAUUCAAACAGAGUACGACACCAGAUUCACGACUUUAUGAUCACGGGGAUUCCACGCGCAAAAUUGCUUCUUGAAAUGGCUGGCUGG
This is a messenger RNA of Exophiala viscosa, 1105 nucleotides long. RefSeq lists its product as uncharacterized. The record is from RefSeq and is a predicted model, not a curated record. Bases 226 to 1014 code for a protein of 262 amino acids. Lineage: Eukaryota; Fungi; Ascomycota; Eurotiomycetes; Chaetothyriales; Herpotrichiellaceae. The transcript has a single exon.